AUGUCUAUGUCCAUGGACAUGGACAUGAGCAGCUCUGGGCCUUUUAAAGCAACGAACCAGAACACUGCUCUUGGAUAUUGUACAGAGCUUUCGUUGUUCAACAACUUGUUCAAAUGUCCAAGACGUCAGCUGACCAUUCCCUCCAACACCAGAAUACUCCGAGCUCUGGAGAGCCGGCGGAGACGGAAGACUCAGCAGCCAUCUCAUCCUCAAGGCGUGCUGCAGCAGAGCUAUGCCACAAUCGCUGCUUCCUUACGAGAAUUGUCGUACCCUCAGCCCAUCUUCUUCACAGGCCGACUAAGCAAACACUUCACGCCAUUACCUGUCGGGAGAUGGCUCAUCCUCGUAAUCUAUUGGACGAUGCUGCUAUGCUUCCUCUGGUCAGACACGAUUGUCUCCCCAGACAGCCCGAUGUACGCCUACAAAUGGGAGAAAGUCGGCUUCCGCGCUGCCUGGGUUUCGGUCGCCCAAAUACCCUUCAUCUACCUGCUGUCGUGCAAAUUCAACCCCAUCACCCUCCUAACAGGCAUAUCCUACGAGCGUUUCAACUGGCUGCAUCGAUGGGCAGCUCGAACGGUCUUUCUCACAGUGGCGGUGCACUGGUCGUUCUUCUACACCGAGUGGUCGCUCGCCAAUUACGUCAAGCUGGAGUUCGAGAUGAUGCCGAUGGUCAAGUAUGGCUUUGGCGCUUGGUCUGUCAUCGGCUGGAUGAUCCUUUCAGGUUUCGGAUUCGUCCGGCAUUUGAGUUAUGAGGUCUUCGUGGCACAGCACAUUUGCGCUGCUGCGACUCUGCUGUGGCUAUUGUAUGUUCAUGUGCCGGCUUAUGCACGAUACAACCUCUACAUGGCGAUGGGGUUUAUUGGCUUUGACUGGGGAUCACGUAUCGUCUGGACAUUGCUGCGAAACACCCAUCUGCUCGAUCAUGGCUGCAAAGGUGCACUAGGCUAUGCAGCCAGCUUGGAGGCACUGCCGGGCGACAUGGUCCGCAUCACGAUCGAGAAUGCCGGGUUCAAAUGGGGAGCCGGCCAACACGUCUACAUCGCCAUCCCCAGGUUGAGGCCUUUCGGGCUGCACCCUUUCACGAUUGCUACUGCCUGCCAGCGUGGCAAUGGAGAGCUGACUAGUCCAUUGACGAUGGUUGUCAAGGCACAUUCUGGCUAUUCGCGAGCCCUACAUCGUGCCGCGCUACGAGAAGGUGAUCGCACCUAUCGUACCUUCUUAACUGGACCUUGGGGCUCGCCUCCGGAUCUCUACCCUUACGACUCGGUCGUACUGAUUGCUUGCUCGAGCGGAGCAUCCUUCACCACUCCGCUCGUGCAAGAACUUGUUCGGCGACCGGCCUGCGUGCGCAAUGUUGUACUGCAUUGGAUCGUCCGAUCUGAAGAACAUUUCUCCUGGUACAAGAGUGAGCUGCAAGCCCUGGCAGAGGCUACGCAAAGUGGCUCACUGAGCCUGCAGAUAGUGGUGCAUGUCACGAACCCCUCGCAUUCGACAGAUUCCAUAGCGCCGGAUGAAGAGCGGAAGAUGACAGACUCAAGCAAAAUCUCCGCGGUAGAUUCGGAGUCCGACACAUCUUCCAGCAUGGGGAGUUUGUCGACACUCUUGGAAGGCAAGAGGGAUCGAUUCUCGUCCACUUUGUCGAUGAGAUCUGGAAGUCGCCCUUCCGUCGAGUCUAUGAUCAGACCAAUGGUUGAAGCUGCGCUGAGCGAGACGGCGGUGGUUGUCUGCGGAGGAGUAUCUAUCACCGCUCAGGCCCGGACAUUUGUGGCGGCACUGUCAGACGAAAGGGCAGUCCACAAGGGCUCUGGUGCGCAAGGCAUCUACCUAUUUUCGGAAACGUACGGUUGGUAG
Molecule: messenger RNA, 1851 nt
Organism: Saxophila tyrrhenica
Lineage: Eukaryota; Fungi; Ascomycota; Dothideomycetes; Mycosphaerellales; Extremaceae
Gene: FRP1
Product: ferric-chelate reductase Frp1
Exons: 3
Coding region: 1-1851 (616 amino acids)
Biological process (GO): intracellular iron ion homeostasis; copper ion import; iron ion transport
Cellular component (GO): plasma membrane
Molecular function (GO): ferric-chelate reductase activity
Source: RefSeq, a predicted model, not a curated record